AUGGCUUGGCAGCUCAGCACUAGAGUUCAGCUGGGUGGAUUCAUCCUCUCACUCUUCGGUUGGGUCUUGUCAUGUGUUACAACUGUUGUGCCUUUCUGGAAGACCCUCCAGUUGGAAUUAAAUGAACUCGAAACCAGGAGCAUGGGGCUUUGGCACGUCUGUGUCACUCAGGAUGAAAGCCUAAUGGAAUGCAAAGGCCAGGCCUCUCUACUGGCGCUGCCCUUGGAGUUCAAGGUCUCUAGGGUUGUAAUGGUGACCGCAAAUGGACUGGGUUUGCUUGCAUUCUUGCUUUCCAUUUUGGCGUUGAAGUGUCUGAAGACAGGAGACCAAAAUCCAAGACGCAAAAGGCACUUUGGGAUUGCUGGUGGAACUCUCUUCUGUGUUUCUGGAAUGGCAAACCUUGUGCCCAUCUCUUGGGUCGCCUACACCACCGUGCAAGAAUUCUUGGACGAAACUAUGCCAGAGAUUGUCUCAAGGUGGGAAUUUGGUGAAGCAUUAUUCUUGGGCUGGUUUGCUGCUUUUUUCCUCAUCCUGGGCGGGUUUCUUCUUAUCUGUGCCUGUUUCCUAGAGGCCAAAGAGCCACCCAAGCAGUUAGCCGUCUACUGUAAACCAAGGAUGCAGACGUCAGUCACGUUGCCAAGGCGUCAUCCGUAUUCACCACCCAAAAACGCAGACCUUGUGAUCUGA
Messenger RNA from Elgaria multicarinata webbii, 687 nucleotides. It is a transcript of the gene CLDN25, whose product is annotated as claudin 25. The transcript has a single exon. Gene Ontology annotation, cellular component: bicellular tight junction; plasma membrane. The record is from RefSeq and is a predicted model, not a curated record. NCBI's taxonomy places the organism in Eukaryota, Metazoa, Chordata, Lepidosauria, Squamata, Anguidae. Gene Ontology annotation, molecular function: structural molecule activity. Gene Ontology annotation, biological process: cell adhesion; bicellular tight junction assembly. Bases 1 to 687 code for a protein of 228 amino acids.